Purpureocillium takamizusanense is the source of this 3266-nucleotide messenger RNA. RefSeq names its product Cdc7p-Dbf4p kinase complex regulatory subunit (gene DBF4). The record is from RefSeq and is a predicted model, not a curated record. Lineage: Eukaryota; Fungi; Ascomycota; Sordariomycetes; Hypocreales; Ophiocordycipitaceae. Gene Ontology annotation, cellular component: nucleus; Dbf4-dependent protein kinase complex. The transcript has 3 exons. Bases 416 to 2455 code for a protein of 679 amino acids. Gene Ontology annotation, molecular function: nucleic acid binding; protein serine/threonine kinase activator activity; zinc ion binding. Gene Ontology annotation, biological process: regulation of cell cycle phase transition; positive regulation of nuclear cell cycle DNA replication.
CACGCUCCUCCAUCCGCCAACCCGUUCGUCCUCUCUUGGUGGGAUAUCCUGGCUUGCCGUGCGGUGCAGUGCGGAGACGACAACAACGACGACGACGCGGGCCUCCACGGGAACCCAUCUUUUCCCGUUCGUGUCAUCCGUCCGCCAAAUCAUCGAUAGCUGCUCGCGUCCCUGCACGACGUGUCGAGUUCUCCGCGUCGCGUGCUGGUGGGCUGUCACGGUCUGCGUCCCCAGCCUCCAUCCAACCAUCCCCCCUCCCCACAACCACAACCACCUUGCAACAGCCACGCGACCACGUCCACGCCUGGACUUGUGUGAAGCAGCGGGAAGAAGAAAAGGACCGCCUUUGGAGGACCCUUUCUUCCCCCCGUCGACCUUCGGCCCCAGAGCAUGGUGCCGAGGUACGACCUACUUCAUGGCCACCAUCUCCAUCUCUCCUUCGCCAGCUCCUCUAGUGGCCAUGUCUUCCCGGCGAGCUCCUCUCACAAGCAACCCCAAUGUCGCCAACUCGCCUCUCCGAGCCCCCUCGGCCCUGAAUGGGCAUCCCAAACAGAAGAGGUCCUACGCCACCGUCCAGCGUGAGGAGGCUUACGGUCAGCCGCCUCCGGUGAAGAAGCAGGCUCUUGAGAAUGGCUCUCGUCCCGUCCGCUCUCCGUCCAAGGUGGCGGCAACAGCCGCCGCGACCCGUACACAUGUUCUUGUGCAGCGUGGCGGGACCGCUCGUCAGACGAUGUCUAGGGACCGCGUCUCGAGGGCCGCUCCCGCAGCUCAAUCCACGAGAACCGGCCAGGAGGCAGACACGCAGGUCUGGCGGAGCCACUACAAGGCCAAGUUCCCCAAGAUGGUGUUCUACUUCGAAAGCAUCCCUGAUGAUGUCCGCGCAAAGUUGGUCAAGCGAGUGACGUACUUUGGUGCCCGUCACGAACCCUUCUUUUCGAUCGACGUGACGCAUGUAAUUACAACGAGGCAGAUCCCGUCCGAGCGACCCCAGUCAUCUGGCCAAGGUGCCGCCGAGCCGUCUGCGUCGGACCACCAGCAGUCUCAGCAGCGCCAGCAGCAAGAUGAGCCCGAGGAACAGCAGCCGCAGACUAUAAACCCGUCGUUGCUCGAUAGGAAUACCGCCGCACGACGGAAACUCUUUCUUGAUUUCCGCCAGGCGUCUGUGUCGUCGCAGCAGCUGGACGACCCUGCCAAGCGGAACAGGGCUCGUAACAACGACAUCUUGCACAAGGCUCGGGACAUGGGCAAGAAGAUCUGGCCCUUGGAGAAGUUCCAAAACAUGCUGUCGGUGCUGUUGGAGGCGGAGCACCAGGGCGGUAAUGCUUCACGCAACUCAACCGUGCGAAACCACUACGGCGUGUCCAAAAGCUCUCACGAGCCGAACCUGCUCCAGCUCUUGCACAACGAGCGUAUUAAUGGCCCCUCGGACCGAGACCCAACCGCCGUCAACAGAGAGCUGGUCUACUUCAAGGGGCCCUUUAUUCACGUCUGGGACAUGGACGAGAAGCAGAAGCCUAUUAUGGUGCGCGAGUAUCCAAAGGUUGCCAGCAAGCAGGAUGGCGAGUGGCCACAGUUCCGAAGCGUCGGCAACGGACGCUGCCCCUUUGUUGAGGAAAUCGACGUCCCUGACAAGGAACAGCGAAGAAGUCGAGAGCGCGAGAAGGCACGGGCGGCCGCUGCCGCUGCGGUGGCUGCGGCCAAGAGGGAAGAGGCGGCACAGAUCCCCAUCCUGAAGCCACCAGAGAUGCCAGUAGUUAAGCCGGUGACCGGGAAGCGGACGCUGAUGGAAAUGGAGGACGGGCAUAACAGGGGUCUCCGAGCUGUCACGCCGACGGAAAUGCACAAUCCCACCAAGGUCGUUGCCCCGAAGCUGACGGAUUCCCGACCGCAGAACGCGUUCAUUAGCCGCGCGGAAGGCGGCCGACUCUUUGCCGGGGAGCCUGUGGCCUCUGGCAUGCAGCCGUCAAACAUUACAUCCGCCAUCCGGUCGCAGAUGAUCUCGUCGACGUCUGGCAUCAACGGCGUUAAAGCGGGCACGAGCAAAGAGGUUCACGGCCUUCAGCGCAAAGUGCUGCAGAAGGCGGCCCCUGCGUCUCAGGACCCCAGCUCCCGCCGUCUGGCAGAGGUUUCAAUGGAAGUUGCAUCUAGCCGAUCGACCAACAUGGGCCGCCAGACGUCCAGAACGGUGCAGACCCCGGAUGAGGAUUCCCAGCGCACAGAUGGCAGGGACAAGCGUGCACAGUCACAGACGCUGAAGAGCAAGAAGGACUUGAAGCCGGGCUACUGCGAGAAUUGCCAGGACAAGUUCAGAGACUUUGACGAGCAUAUCCUGUCGCGCAAGCAUCGCAAAUUCGCUGAGAACAACGACAACUGGAGCGAGCUCGACCAGCUACUGUCUCAGCUCAAGCGAAUGCCAAAGUACCCCGGCGCGGACUCUGAUGACGAGACUUGGUAAUGCCCGAACAGCUCCUGCAUCCGACAGCACAAAACCGUCCCAGUCAAGCGCCAAUCCUCAGCUACGACCCUGACAUGACAUCGAUGGCCACGUUGACCACACUUGUACGCCUCCAGACAGAGGCUCGCACCCCCCUCCCACGCGACUCGGCUUUUCUCCUUCCUGCAUUUGCAGUCAGAUUCUGCAGCAUCCAAGGCACCUUGCACCGAAUUGAUACCACCCUUUUUUGCUGGCACGACCCGCCGCGAGCUGCACACUGGCGCGCCUCCGAUGGGAGCAACAUUGCCCUGCUCUCCUCGGUUUCUUCUUCGCCCUCACGUUCAUUACGGUUUCCCUUCUGUCAAGGUCACACGAACUGCAUGCGAAACCCGGCGCAGCGGCAUGGUUUGGCAUUUUCUUCUUUUUUUCCUGAACGGCACGUCAUAGCAGAGGCGUUUAUCGUUCCAUUCUUGGUCCCAUCUUCUAUAUUCUUCUUCUUCUCCUUCCUUUCAUGCCUUGUUUGAUUGCCGCUCUAAAGACGAGAGUGGUGGGGGAUAAUGAGUCAGGUGGCAGCGGUCAUGGCAUCGUUGUGAUGCGGAGUUUUGCGUGGUGGAGGGUGUCAGUGAGGGGGAUGAGACGUUGGUGGCGGGGGGGCAACGGAACAGACUUAUGGGGAGCGCCGUGUGUGAGCGGUAACUCUGUACAUGUACUGGUUUAGCACGUUAUGUGUAGCUUACAUGUUACAAUGAUGAAGUUUAAGACAAGCGGCCGUACAGCUAAAUCUUGUACUUUCACGGUGUUGCACGGGGAACAGCACUUUGGUGCGACGGUG